Molecule: messenger RNA, 2029 nt
Organism: Egretta garzetta (little egret)
Lineage: Eukaryota; Metazoa; Chordata; Aves; Pelecaniformes; Ardeidae
Gene: ZFYVE27
Product: zinc finger FYVE-type containing 27
Exons: 13
Coding region: 1-1269 (422 amino acids)
Biological process (GO): protein localization to plasma membrane; positive regulation of axon extension; endoplasmic reticulum tubular network formation
Cellular component (GO): endoplasmic reticulum tubular network; growth cone membrane
Molecular function (GO): metal ion binding
Source: RefSeq, a predicted model, not a curated record
AUGGAUGGACAGACGGAGGCCUUCCCCGAGCACGGCUUUCCCUGCAUCCCGCCGAGACAGCGGGGACCCCCAGCUGCUGCACAGGCCCCUCUCCCACCCCUGGACAGAAAGAUGGCCAGAUCCCUCACCCUCCCUCCUCUCCGCAGGUGGCAGCGGCCCGGGUGCUCCCUCCUCGCCUGCCUCGGCCUCAACUUCCUCCUGCUCACCCUCGGCCAAGCCGCCUGGUACUCAGUGCUCGCCCUCUUGGUCAUGGUGCCGGCCCUGCUGGGCUACCUGCAGGAGACGUGCCGGGCCCGGCCCUCGGAGCCAGAGCUGGUGCGCAGGAGGUACCACAGCGUCCGCCGGGAGGACCUGCGCAGGGUGCAGCUCUCCCGGCAGGAGGCCAUCGCCCAGGUCAAGAGCUUCCUGAUCCAGCUGGAGGGGCUCCUGAGCGGGAUGUGCUGCAGCUGCGAGGCGGUGUACCGUGUACUGUACUGGGAGAACCCCACUGUCUCUUCCCAGUUUUAUGGGGCACUGCUGGGCUCUGUCUGCAUCCUUUACCUGCUGCCCCUCUGCUGGGUACUGGCCAUUCUCAACAGCACCCUCUUCCUCGGCAACACCCAGUUCUACCAAGUGAUAAUGGAGCUCAAGGCCUCGAUUGAGCAGUGUGUGGGCACCAAACCCCUCGGGAGCACUCCAGAGCCUCCUGAUCCAGCUGGAGGGGCUCCUGAGCGGGAUGUGCUGCAGCUGCGAGGCGGUGUACCGUGUUUUAUGGGGCACUGCUGGGCUCUGUCUGCAUCCUUUACCUGCUGCCCCUCUGCUGGGUACUGGCCAUUCUCAACAGCACCCUCUUCCUGGGCAACACCCAGUUCUACCAAGGACCUUACCCCAGGCAGCGUGGAGGAGGCAGAAGAGGCAGAGCCUGAUGAAGAGUUCAAAGAUGCUAUCGAGGAGGAUGACGAGAGCUCUCAGUGCUCAGCAGAUUUUGAUCUCAGCCUCCCAGACAACGGUUUUAUGAGCAAAAAUGAGGUGAUCCGCAGCAAGGUGUCACGCCUGACUGAGCGCCUGCGCAAGCGCUACCCCAGCAACAACUUCGGGAGCUGCACGGGCUGUGCAGCCACCUUCUCUGUGCUCAAGAAGAGGCGGAGCUGCAGUAACUGUGGGAACAGCUUUUGCUCCAGGUGUUGUUCCUUCAAAGUCCCCAAAGCUGUGAUGGGAGCCACGGCCCCGGAGGCUCAGCGGGAGACGGUGUUUGUGUGUGCUCUGUGCAACCAGGUGCUCAGCAAGUGACUGAAACAGGCCCAGCCAGCUCCUGGGUUCUGCACUGCCUGACAGCCAGGACAGUGGGUGCCCUUGCAGCCGGGAGCCUGGGCUGCUUGGUUCCUAGCGUGGCGUCAUCCUGCCAGAGGACACUUGUGCUCUCUGCUCCUCCUGCCCAUGCCAGGCCGGGGGCAGACCAGCCCUCCUUGCCACGCAGCAUCUGCCGCACCAGCUGGGUCCCUGCGGCGGAGCAUUGCCCACAGCUGUGGCCCCAUCCCUGCAGCUGCUCCAAGCCCUGGGUGCUCCCUGGCUCUCCCUACUGUGUACUUGCCCAGGCCCUGUGGCCUGGCUCAGUGAUGGAGGAGCCAUCCUCCCCACUUGUGGUCCUACCUCCACCUCCUGGGUGGGGCAGAACAACCUCAGGGCUCUGUCCCUACCUUUCCCAGCACUGUGCUAGGUGACCAUAUUUUUGGGAUCAAGUCAGAGCUCUACCUGCAUCCCCAGGAGAUGUGGUCUUUGGUUCUGGCUCAGCUGAGACCUUGCUAGUGACUCCUGUGCCCCUCGGCCUCACUGUCUGCAGGAUUAGGCUUUUCCCCCUGCCCCCAUAUAAGGCGUAGCACAGAGGAGGCAAGAGGGUAAGUUUGGGCUGGGCUCUGUGGCCAGGUCUCUAGCUGCAGCCUGAGAAGAGGCACGAGUUGGUGCUGCUCUGUGCACUUAGUGACUGCUGCUUUCUACUACAGAUUAAUAUAUAAGUGUAUAUAGAGAACGACCAAUAAAUCUCUUGCCCUCA